AUGUCACCCCUCCAACCAAGCCUCCCAACCUCCCUCCUCUUAACCUGCGCCGCAACCGCCAUCUCCCUCCCCAUCCUAAUCCAAACCCUCCUCACGCACCUCUCCGCCUACAACACUGCCCCCCAAGACCUAAACACCUACCUAUCCGUCCUCGAAUCCAGCAUUUUAGAAAAUGCCUCUUACGACCACGAUAUCAGUCGAAUAUCCAAAUUAGAAGAUAAGCUCCGCUUAGCAGGCAUGGUACGAGAAAUCCAAAAAAGCGGCGAUGAGUUACGAGAGCUUUUGGAUAAGAUGGUGAGGACAGAAGAUCACAAGAGGUUGAGAUUCGGUUCGAGGGUAUUAUGGGGAACGAGGCGACGGGAUUUGGAGGAACGAGUGCGCAAAUUGGAUUUGUUAAGGAUGCGGUUUCUGGUUGUGUAUCUUGGGAUGGUGGCUGCGAAGACGGAGGUGGUACUUAAGGAGAAAGAAAGGGAAAAGGAAGAUGCGGAUAAAGUUUCUAGUAUGGGGAUUGGAUCCCUCGGUUCUCCUAUUCGGAGUAGAACACUUCCGAGUAAUUUGAGUGAGAAUAUUAAACGUACGCCGCCGUUAAGAAGGAUUACCAGUAAUGCUAUAGGACAUAAUGAGGGCACUGGAAGUCCACAGAGAAGUGGUUGGAUGGGGGUUGUGAAUGAAUUGCAGAGCAGUCCUUUGAUGCAUAAGAGGAGAGCAUCAGUGGAACAAAGUUCUUCAAUUGGAAGUCCGAGAAAUGAGAAGUUUGCUCAUUUUCCUUAG
Sclerotinia sclerotiorum 1980 UF-70 is the source of this 771-nucleotide messenger RNA. RefSeq lists its product as hypothetical. The record is from RefSeq and is a predicted model, not a curated record. The transcript has a single exon. The coding region runs from base 1 to 771 and encodes 256 amino acids. NCBI's taxonomy places the organism in Eukaryota, Fungi, Ascomycota, Leotiomycetes, Helotiales, Sclerotiniaceae.